This is a messenger RNA of Syngnathoides biaculeatus (alligator pipefish), 8515 nucleotides long. RefSeq names its product fibronectin 1a (gene fn1a). NCBI's taxonomy places the organism in Eukaryota, Metazoa, Chordata, Actinopteri, Syngnathiformes, Syngnathidae. The coding region runs from base 185 to 7702 and encodes 2505 amino acids. Gene Ontology annotation, molecular function: proteoglycan binding; integrin binding. Gene Ontology annotation, cellular component: extracellular region. Gene Ontology annotation, biological process: heart development; cell-substrate junction assembly; nervous system development. The transcript has 49 exons. The record is from RefSeq and is a predicted model, not a curated record.
UCUCUUGCUCGAACCUCGUCCCUCCUCCUUCCUCGGGUUGCGACUCAGCCGUUCCUCGUCAGAUAAAUCACACCCACUCCCCGCUAACCUGCACACUUGGGGCCGCGCACCGGAGAGGGCCAGACCGACCCGGAGUCCAUUCUUCGCCGUCUCUGGGGCCAUUUAAGAGUGACAUUCGCAAAGUAUGUCCGGUCGAAGCUUAGCCGCCAGUGUGCUGGUUGCUCUGUGCAUCGGGAGCGCAGUGGACUGCAUGCCCAGGGGGAACCACAAGAAUCGAAGACAGGCACAGCAGCAUCACGUCCCCUCCGUGUCCCAGGAUGGCUGCAUAGAAAACGGUCAUUUCUACAACAUUAACGACCAGUGGGAGCGGCAGUAUUUGGGCAGCACUCUGGUGUGCACUUGCAACGGCGUCGCCGGAAUUAAGUGUAGAAGCAAACCUGAGGCUGAAGAAAGGUGCUAUGAUAAGAUCAACCAGCAGUACUACACUGUGGGAGAAACAUACGAGAGACCCAAGGAUGCCAUGAUUUGGGAUUGUACCUGUAUCGGAUCUGGCAGGGGAAAGAUCAGCUGCACUAUUGCCAAUCGUUGUCAUGAGGACGGAGCUUCGUAUAAGAUCGGAGACACCUGGAGGAGACCUCACGAGACAGGAGGCUACAUGCUCGAGUGUGUCUGUCUGGGUAACGGGAAAGGAGAAUGGACAUGCAAGCCUGUCGCGGAGCGCUGCUACGACAAUUCAGCGGGGACAUCCUAUGUUGUUGGGGAGACGUGGGAGAAGCCCUACCAGGGAUGGAUGAUUGUGGACUGCACCUGUCUGGGAGAAGGAAGUGGCCGCAUAACUUGCACUUCUAGAAAUCGUUGUAACGACCAGGAUACUCUGAGUUCCUACCGUAUCGGGGACACAUGGACCAAGACCGACGUCAGAGGCAACCUUCUCCAGUGCCUCUGCACGGGCAACGGCCGAGGGGAAUGGAAGUGUGAGAGACACGCCUCACUUCACACUACCGGCCUGGGGACCGGAUCUCGCGUGAUCACUAAUAUCCAGCCUGCUAUCUACCAGCCUCCCUCUGUGCCCGAGCUCCCUCAAGAAGGACCCUGUCGCACGGACUCUGGACUGUCCUAUUUUGUUGGCCAGCGCUGGCUUAAGACCCAGGGAACCAAUCAGAUGAUGUGUACAUGUUUGGGGAAUGGUGUGAGCUGUGAACAAUGGGAUGGUCCAGCUCCGGUGUAUGGGGGCAACUCGGGAGGUCAGCCUUGUGUGUUCCCCUUUGUCUACAAGGGCAAGACUUAUCACGCUUGUACCUCUGAUGGGCGUGCUGAUGGACAGCUGUGGUGUUCUAUUUCAUCUGACUUUGAGACAGAUCAAAAGUAUUCCUUCUGUACUGAAAAAAAUGUAAUUGUGGCAACAAGAGGCGGUAAUUCCAAUGGCGCAUUAUGCCAGUUCCCCUAUCUGUACAACGGACGAAACUACACAGACUGCACUGCAGAUGGACGCAGAGAUGGCAUGAAGUGGUGCGGUACAACAAUGGAUUAUGACGGCGAGCAGCGCUUUGGAUUCUGCCCCAUGGCUGCCCACGAAGAAGUGUGUACGACCAGUGAAGGGGUGAUGUACCGUGUGGGGGACCAGUGGGACAAACGGCAUGACGUCUUGGGCCACAUGAUGCGGUGUACCUGUGUGGGCAAUGGCCGAGGAGAAUGGAGCUGUGUUGCCUACUCCCAGCUUAAAGACCAGUGUAUUGUGGAUACUCUGACCUAUGAGGUGAACCAGACUUUCACCAAACAACAUGAAGAAGGCUAUGCGAUGAACUGCACCUGCUUUGGACAGGGCCGUGGCCGCUGGAAGUGUGACGCCAUUGACCAGUGCCAGGAGCCAGAGACACGAGCCUUCUACCAGAUUGGAGAGUCUUGGGACAAAGUCAUCCAUGGACUCAUGUACAAGUGCUAUUGCUAUGGUAACGGCAUCGGAGAGCUCAGCUGCGAGCCCCAGCAGUCCUACCCAGGUGGUCAGCGUCCUGUCCAGGUGAUCAUAACCGAAUCUGGUAAUCAACCCAACUCCCACCCUAUUCAAUGGAAUGCCCCACCAUCUGCUCACAUUACUCAGUACAUCCUCAAAUGGAGAGUGAAAAAUAGUGAUAAUGCAUGGAGGGAGGUGAUGAUCCCUGGUCAUCUGAACUCCUACACCAUCUCCGGCCUGAAACCGGGCAUUACCUACGAGGGUCAGCUGAUCAGUGUUUUGCGGUUUGGACGUCAGGAGAUCACGCGCUUUGACUUCACCACACAUUAUGGAUCAUUGGCUACAUCACAAGGCGAAACCACCCCACCUACACCUGUGGUGGACACCUCCGAGUCAGUGACAGAAAUUACCUCCAGCAGCUUCGUCAUCUCUUGGGUCUCUGCCUCCGACACGGUCUCUGGUUUUAGAGUAGAGUAUGAACUCAAUGAGCAGGGACAGAACACUGGCGAGCCUGUGGUCUUAGACUUGCCUCGUACAGCAACAUCAGUGAACAUUAAUGAACUUCUCCCUGGGAGGAAGUACACAGUUAAUGUCUAUGAGGUGACGGAUACUGGAGAGGACAACCUCAUUCUUUCUACUUCACAAACCACCGCUCCUGAUGCCCCUGCUGAACAUGAAGUGGAGGAUAUUGGAGAAACCUCUAUUGUGAUUAGCUGGGAUAAACCCCUGGCACCCAUCACUGGUUAUCGUGUCGUCUACACCCCAUCCGUAGAAGGUGAAAGCACUGAGCUGACUCUCCCCGAUACAGCAACGUCUGUGACCCUGAGUGACCUAAGGCCCGGAAAACUGUACAAUAUUAGCAUCUACGCAGUAGAGGAUAGCUUGGAGAGCGAGCCCAUAUUUGUACAGGUCAACACUGCUGGAGAUCCACUGCCAGAGGAAGUAGCCUCCCCGACAGACCUGCAGUUUUACGAGGUGUCGGAUAAGAAAAUAGUUCUGACCUGGUCCGGGCCGGCCGCCGACGUCUCAGGUUACCGGGUCACCGUAAUCCCAGUGGACGAGUCCGGGUCCCCUCAGAGAGAGAUGACUCUACCUGUCAGCCAAAACUCCUACAUUGAAGUGACCCACCUCCAACCCGGAACGCUGUACCGCUUCAACGUCUACACGAUUCACAACGGAGAGGAGAGCAUACCACUUAUUGGGGAGCACAACACUAAGCCUGAUGCUCCAACAGAUAUCCAUUUCACUAAUGUGACAGAGGCCAGUGCUGUGAUUUUGUGGUACGCCCCGCGAGCCAAAAUUAGCGGAUACCGGCUCUUCCUCACCGUUGAGGGCUCAAACCCAAAGCAGCUACGCCUGCCAGCCGGGCUCUCCCAGUACACCCUCCUCAAUUUGAACCCAGAUACAAUGUACACUGCUACACUACACUCAGAGCAAGACAACACACUGAGUGAAGGGGAAACGGCUGUUUUUACCACUAACCCACCAAUGGGUAAUGCUCCCCAAUUCAGCACUGAUGUUACUGACACCUCUAUCAUAAUCUCUUGGACCCCAGUGCCACGUGUGGGAUACAAGUUGACAGUGCGCCCCAGUCAGGGCGGAGAAGCCCCCCGAGACGUGACCUCAGACUCAGGAAGCAUUUACAUAUCCGGCCUGACUCCCGGAGUGGAAUAUACCUACAGUGUGCAGCCAGUCAUUAACGGCCAAGAACAAGGAACCCCCAUCACGCGCCGUGUUGUCACCCCUCUGUCACCUCCCACUGAACUCCACCUCGACUCCGACUCAGGCACUGGAGAUAUUACUGUCCAGUGGAACGGAGCGAGUACACCAGACAUCACUGGCUAUAGAGUGACAUGCGCACCCACAAAAGGGCAGCAAGGAAACAGUGUAGAGGAGUUUGUGCAAGCCGGAGAGAACUCUUGCACCCUUGAGAAUCUCAGUCCAGGAGUGGAGUACAACAUCAGCGUUUUCACGGUUAAGGAUGGCAUGGAGAGUGUUCCAAUCUCAACAACCAUCACUCCAGACGUCCCUCAGUUGACUGACCUCAGCUUUGAUGAUGUUAGCGACACCACGAUAAGUCUUCGCUGGUCUCCAUUCAACACCACAGCCGUCACUGGUUACAGGAUCACAGUGAUGGCGGCGGGCGAGAGCGUGCCCAUCUUCCAAGACACGGUUAUGCCCGGGACCGGCCAUUUUACGGUCUAUGGGUUGGAACCCGGUAUCGACUAUGACAUUAGCGUGAUUACGGUGACAGAGAAUGGCGAGAGUGAACCCACCAUAGUCACACAACAGACUUCGGUGCCGGCACCCACUGAUCUUGGGUUUGGCCAGGUAGGGCCAGACCACAUAGAAGUCACAUGGGUCUCACCACGUGUCCCCAACAGGGCGAACAUCAACAACUUCCUCAUUAGGUACCAUCCCAUUGACAACGAUGAUGAGCUUACAGAAACCAGCGUUGAUGGCGCAAUGAACAAUGUUGUGCUGAGGAAUUUGCUGCCAAACACGGAGUAUCUGGUGAGCGUGGUGUGCGUUUAUGAACACCGAGAGAGCUCUCCCCUUGUCGGAACCCACAAAACAACUCUCGAUUCACCAGUAGCUCUGCGUUUCUCUGAGAUCUUCACGACCUCUUUCACCAUUCAUUGGCUGCCACCCCAGAGCAAAAUCACAGGCUAUCGCAUCCGUUACCAGAUGGCCAGCGGGGGGAGAACCAAGGACGAGAGACUACCCCCUUCCAGGAACUACUUCACCCUGACAGGACUGGCUCCAGAUACUGAUUACCUAGUUUACAUCUAUGCAGUUAGCGGCACACAGGAGAGCCUUCCACUCAGUGGGAAUCAAAAGACAAUUUCCGAUGCUCCUACAGACCUGGAGGUCCUCGACUCCACCCCCACCAGCAUCACUAUCCGAUGGGAUUCCCCUCCUGUCACUGUGCGCUACUACAGGAUCACUCAUGGCGAGACAGGAGGGCACAGUAAUCCUAAGGAGUUCACCGUGCCUGGUUCUCAGUCGACUGCCACAAUCUCUAACCUGCAACCUGGUACUGACUACACUAUCACCGUCUAUGCUGUAACUGGCAGAGGGGACAGCCCUGCAUCCAGCACUCCCAUCUAUGUCACCCACAGGACAGGAGUUGACACUCCUUCUGACAUGGAGGUGAUGGACGUUAAUGACAACAGUGUCACUGUGAGAUGGAGCCCCGUUCAGGGCCCAGUUAAGGGAUACAGGGUAACCGGGGUCCCCAGAAAUGGACAGGGCUCAUCUUUCACUGAAGUGGUGGCACCAGACCAAACAGAGAUGACUUUCUCUGGCCUGAUGCCCACAGUCGAGUACACUUUUAGUGUUUAUGCUCUUGGACAAGACGGAGAAAGUUCUCCACUGGUGGUGAAUGCUAUAACAAAUGUAGACCGUCCCAAGGACCUGACCUUCUCGGACAUCGACUCGACCUCACUACGGAUCAACUGGGAUAGCCCCGAUGGAAUUGUUACAGCUUACCGGGUCUUAUAUUCCAGCUCUGAGGAGGGCGAAAGAGAGCUGCGACCUUCUCCUCGAGGAGAUGCCGAAUCGGCCGUUAUUUAUGGCCUGCAGCCAGGCACUGAAUACACUGUGAAGGUCAUCGCCCUGCAUGACGACACAGCCAGCACAGCACUGGUUGGAACUCAAGCUACAGGGAUCUCACCCCCAACCAACCUGCAGUUCUCUCAGGUUGGGUCCACAUCCUUCACUAUGCACUGGGCCGUCCCGGGUCAAGAAAACAGAGUAAUUGGCCAAACGGGUCUCACAGGCUACCGUGUUGUCGUGAACCCUAAAAGCAAAAGCGGGCCCACCAAGGAGAUGAAUUUGGCUCCAGACACAACUAAGGCACACAUCACUGGACUCAUGGUUGCAACUACUUAUGAUGUACAUGUAUAUGCCUUGAAAAACUCUCUUACUAGUAGGCCAGUCCAAGGAGAGGUCACCACACUUGAGAAUAUCAGCCCCCCUCGUCGCGUGCGCAUCUCCGACGUCAACGACUCGGCUAUGACUCUGACCUGGCGCUCCAAGACUGAUGUCAUCUCGGGCUUCCUGGUUGAAGCCACUCCCACUUCCUCUACUAGCUUCACACCCAUUCAGAGGAUGAUUGGUGCUGACUCGCGCUCGUAUACUAUCACAGGGUUGGAGCCUGGUACUACUUAUAAGAUCAACGUCUACACACUGAAAGGAAAUGGCCGUAGUGCACCGCUUACUCUCACAGCCUCCACAACCAAACCAGUGGUCAGCCCUCCCACCAAUAUCCAGUUUACGUCCUUGAACCCCACCAGCAUCUCCUUUUCAUGGGAGCGCUCCCGCAGUCCGGGUGUUACCGGCUAUUAUGUAACCUUCGAACAACCUGGUGGUUUGCCUCAAGAAGUCAUCCCCAGACCCCACUCAAGCCAGACCUACGCCGUGAUCAAGGGUCUGAAACCAGGAACAGAAUAUGUCAUCAAGAUCGUUGCCCUGCAAAAUACUUUGAGAAGCAUUCCCCUCAAGGGCAAAGCCAGAACCCAGCCAGCGCCUACUCAUUCUCUACUGGUCCCCGAGCUGCCUCAACUUCCUGUUUCUCAUAGACCCACCGCUGACAUCUUGGAUGUUCCAGAGUCCUUCAAUGACAAGAUCUUCAACUCCAACCAUGUCCACUUGACUGGUACGAGCGGCCAGACCCGGCCAGGUCAGCAGGGGCAGCACAUCUACACAGAGUAUCAGAGCCUCCGUCCUAAUAAUGGACUUCACGGUCCCCAUGGUGGACCCGAAGAAGGCCAGAGGCCAAUUCUGAGAGAACCACUUGUCUACAUUCCCGUGGCAGGCCCUGAUGGAAACAGAGUGCCCUUGGUAAAGGUCAGCGAAGUACCGCUGCCAGGGCUUGCAUUUGGUUUCCCUGACAAUGAGACGGAGCUGCCCCAAGAAGCGCAGACAGUCACAACCAUCUCUUGGCAACCCAUCCCGCACACCGCCGAGUACGAGGUGUCAUGUAAUCCCAUCACACACACGGAAGAACAAGGCUUUCAGAUGCGUCUUCCUGGCACCUCGAACAGCGCCACUCUGAUUGGACUGACAUCUGGAGCCUCCUAUAAUGUGGUUGUGGAGGCCAUGAGGGGCGGGGCGAAAGAGAAGGUGCUGGAGGAAGUUGUAACCGUUGGCAACGCAGUUCCAGGCGACAUUCCCAUUCCCACCAACCGCGACGUGUGCUAUGACACGUUCACGCGCACGUACCACGAGGUGGGCUCAGAAUGGGAGCGCAUGUCCGAGACCGGCUUCAAGCUGUGGUGCCGCUGCCUGGGUCUGGGCAGCGGCCAUUUUAGGUGUGAUUCAUCUAAGUGGUGCCACGACAACGGCAACAACUACCGAAUUGGGGAAAAGUGGGAUCGCCACGCCGAGAACGGUCACAUGAUGAGCUGCACCUGCCUCGGCAACGGCAAAGGAGAAUUUAAAUGUGAACCCCACGACUCCACGUGUUACGACGACGGAAAAAUGUACCACGUUGGGAACCAGUGGCAGAAAGAAUACCUCGGAGCCAUUUGCACCUGCACCUGCUACGGCGGACAACAGGGCUGGCGUUGUGAGAACUGCAGAAGGCCAGGAGGGCAGACCCACAUGGAGGCUGAUCUUCUUCAGCCUGUCCACUCUGAUGUCUUUGACCGCUACAGAGAAAACGCCCGACGCAAACUGAACAUCCAGUGUCCGAUUGAAUGUUUGAGUCCCGAACUACUUGCGGAUGCUCAAAGCCCUUCAAAGUAGAGAAGAAAAGAGGAAGAUAAAGCCGGACGCCUUACAGCACCACUCCCUCUUCAAGAAUAACGACACCUCUUGACAUUUCUACCACAUCGGUGCCUUCAAAGUGUUCCCCUCAACAUGUUAGUGCCUUAAGACUAUUUCCAAGCGAACCUCUGUGCGUUUUUCAAAGAUCCAGACCGCAUUUUUGUGCCGGUUCUUUAGUCAAAGGAGAUAUUGUUGCGUUGGAAUGCGUUUCAACACAAAUUUUUAAUGCAUACAAACAUUGUAAAUAGACACAAACAUGCCAUACAGUACUGUACUGUUGCACAAGGCCUUUUUCUACUAUGUAUAAGUCACAAAAUGUUCCAAUAAAUCGCAAAGGGUAAGUCGUCAUCUUUGUUGGUGUCUGGGUGUAUUCCAAAAUUUUACAGUCAUUCUGCAAUGAAAGGGAUGGACAGGUCUGACUGUGGUAAAUAUUCAAGAAUGCAGACAACAAACUUUGUUUAAAAAAGAAAAAAAGAUAAGCACUGCUAAUUGUGCGAUGCUAUUAAAAGUCACCACACGUUGCCUCUUUUCAUGCAUGUAAAGUUGAGUAAAAAGCCAAAGUUGACUGACCAAAAAGAAAAAUGUUUAAUCUCUCAUUUGAAAAUGUCAGUGAUAAGCAUUUUCAUUCCUGAUUUGUUUUGUUUCUUUUUUUGUUUAUUUCAUUGUUUCUUUUAUUUAUCCCUUUUUAUUCAGGCAUUUUGUUCAAUGCUAUUUCAGGGUUGUACACUUUUUUUUAUGGGUUGGUGCCGAACUGAACUACUGUGGAUCUUUUUAAUAAACUGACAAAUCCAA